AUGCGAUUCCUCUCCUUCCUCCUCGGCGCCGCCGUCUCCGUCUCGACUGUUUCUGCGCAUUUCGCAGUUACUUAUCCGUACUGGCGCGGGGACAGUUAUGCCACUCAAUGGACUUAUCCAUGCGGUGGUGUGAACCAGUCCGUCUCCGACUCAAACCGUACCGCCUGGCCACUCGACGGAGGGUCACUGGUCUUCACACCGACCCAUGACAACGCUCAGACUUACGUCAACUUGGGCGUGGGGAAUAAUGUCACGAGACUCAACGUCACCCUCGUCCCCCCCUUCAACCAAACCGGUAACGGGACCUUUUGCUUCCCGAAAAUCUCCAUCCCGUCCGGCCUGGGUAUCGGGGAGGGCACCAAUGCUAGUAUUCAGGUUAUCCAGUUGUCUCACAAUGGUGGAGCUUUGUACAACUGCGCGGACAUCACCUUCAGGAAGGACGCUCCGGGGCCUCCCACGGGAAUCACCUAA
Molecule: messenger RNA, 471 nt
Organism: Tuber melanosporum (Perigord truffle)
Lineage: Eukaryota; Fungi; Ascomycota; Pezizomycetes; Pezizales; Tuberaceae
Exons: 4
Coding region: 1-471 (156 amino acids)
Source: RefSeq, a predicted model, not a curated record